Messenger RNA from Eremothecium sinecaudum, 2445 nucleotides. It is a transcript of the gene PXA1, whose product is annotated as ATP-binding cassette long-chain fatty acid transporter PXA1. The record is from RefSeq and is a predicted model, not a curated record. Gene Ontology annotation, biological process: very long-chain fatty acid catabolic process; fatty acid beta-oxidation; long-chain fatty acid import into peroxisome. The transcript has a single exon. Gene Ontology annotation, cellular component: peroxisomal membrane. The coding region runs from base 1 to 2445 and encodes 814 amino acids. NCBI's taxonomy places the organism in Eukaryota, Fungi, Ascomycota, Saccharomycetes, Saccharomycetales, Saccharomycetaceae. Gene Ontology annotation, molecular function: long-chain fatty acid transmembrane transporter activity; ATP binding; ATP hydrolysis activity.
AUGUCUUCUUGUUUAGUGUUUGUUCAAAAACUGCAAGGAGCAUUAAGUGCUUUUAAGAAUGAAGAUGUUUCUACAAUAGUGCUUCGUACAUGGGAUACGAUUAAAGCCACAAGAGGUACCCGCGGAAAGCGUCUGCGCUUUACAUUUUGGUUUAUGUGUUGUGUUCUAUCGUUAGGGGUGUAUGGUGCUUUAAUGUCAUUAUAUCGGCGUGUUAUUCGAAUAACUAAACGGAAGAACGUUUUAAUCCGUACUAGAUCUCAGGUGCUACUUAAGGAUGGUGCCAGAGAAAUGUAUGUACCGUGCUAUGGUAGUAAUAAGAGUAAGAAAGUGAUAAUUAAACCCAUGAAUGCGGAUAGGUACGAGUACGACAAAUUUCUGUUUAAGUAUUUUGGAAGCGGUAGUGCCUCGAAGAUAUUUCAUUCGAAAUUUUUAAUGCAACUGAAUGUUAUUCUGAGGAUUUUAGUCCCUACUCUUACUGAUAAAAACUCUUUGCUUAUCGUUCUGCAGGUUGUUUUUCUUGUCAUGAGAACGACACUGUCGCUAGGCGUGGCGAAAUUAGAUGGACACAUUGUGAAGGACAUUAUCGCCGGUCGAAAAUCCAAGUUUAUGAUUGAUAUCGCAUGCUGGUUUUUGGUUGCAUUUCCUGCUUCUUAUACUAAUACUGCGAUCAAGUAUUUGCAGCGAAAAUUAAGUCUGAGAUUUAGGACUUACCUAACAAGGUACAUCCAUGACAUGUAUCUGGACAAGCGCUUGGUGUUUUAUAAGGUGAUGUUUGACGAAGAUGCCAUGAAAAACGUAAUUGCAAAUAUUGACAAUUCCAUUGCGAAUGAUUUGAACAAAUUCUGUGAUGCAGUCACAAGCUUAUUCGCUAAUAUUGCUAAGCCGGUGAUUGAUUUAGUGUUCUUUGCUUUCUACCUCCGCGACAACUUGGGAUCCUUGGCGGUGUCCGGUAUUUUCAUGAACUAUCUCUUGACAGCUUAUAUCCUGAGAAGAUAUACGCCUCCACUUGGCAAACUGGUUAGCAGCAGGUCAAGUGCAGAGGGUGACUAUUAUAAGUAUCACUUGAACAUGAUCAACAACAGUGAGGAAAUUGCAUUUUACCAGGGAACACAAGUGGAGAGAACAAAAGUAUUGACAAUAUAUGAGAAGUUGAUGAAGCAGAUGUUGUUAGUUUACCGUAAAAAGAUUUGUUAUAGUAUCAUCGAAGAUUACAUCUUGAAAUAUACAUGGUCAGCACUUGGAUAUUCGUAUGCUUCCAUACCAAUUGUGUUAAUGACUUUGGCAACAGGUGUUAACAACGAGGAAUUGAGUAUGAAAGAGUUCAUUGUCAAUAAGAGAUUAAUGUUGAACCUUGCUGACGCUGGAAGUAGAUUGAUGUACUCAAUUAAAGAUAUUUCACAGCUAACAGGAUACACAGGUCGCAUUUUUAGCCUUUUGACAGUACUACAUCGUGUUCACUCAUCCGAUUUCAAGUAUGGAAUAAUGGAAGUUCCUAGUGAUGAAGCGCGAGUCUCACCAGAGGUUUGUAAGAAAACUCCAAAGGAGAUACGUGGGACAGUGCAACGCAACUUCGACGGAAUCAGAUUGGAGAACAUCGACGUUGUUAUUCCAUCGCCUGCGGGGCUAAGUGGUAACAAGCUGAUCAGUAAACUGAAGUUUCAUAUUCCACAACUUACAGCUGCUGAAAUGACAAAGGCACUCUCUGACACUUCUGCCGUUCCAAGGUAUGGGACAAGCUUUAGGGCUAAGGGUAGUAGCUUGUUAAUUUUGGGUCCAAACAGUUGUGGUAAGACUUCGAUCCAAAGAAUUAUAGCUGAGAUCUGGCCCAUUUACAAUAAGACUGGAUUGAUCUCUAUUCCAGCAGAGCAGGACUUGAUGUGUAUCGCCCAAAGACCAUACUUUAUGCAAGGAGGAACAUUUAGAGAUCAAAUAAUAUACCCAAUGUCGGUAGAUACAUUUUAUGAAAAUGGUCAUAAGGACGAACAAAUAGUUGAAGUCCUAAGACAAGUCCGGCUCGAUUACUUGUUAAAACGUGGAAUUGGUUUGACCUAUCUCGACACUAUCGCAGAUUGGAAAGACAUAUUGAGCGGUGGUGAAAAACAGAGAAUGAAUUUUGCCCGGAUAAUGUUCCAUAGGCCUAAAUAUAUUGUCCUUGAUGAAGCAACGAAUGCAAUUAGUGCAGAUAUGGAGGAUUAUUUAUUCAACAUGUUGAAAACUUAUUCCUUCAACUUUAUUACUAUUUCACAAAGGCCGUCCUUGAUUAAAUACCAUGAUUAUCUGUUGGAAAUAACAUCCGGAAUGCAAUGGCAAUACCAUUCCUUAGGGUCAGACAAUGCUAUCAUUUCAAUUGAUGCUGAAAUCGAAUCUCUACGGUCCAAGCUCCAUCAAAUAAAUAACUGGGAGAAAGAGAGGAAUGAGUUGAUGCGCAGGUUGACUAGUAGUUAA